Molecule: messenger RNA, 693 nt
Organism: Nezara viridula (southern green stink bug)
Lineage: Eukaryota; Metazoa; Arthropoda; Insecta; Hemiptera; Pentatomidae
Source: the annotation of a GenBank genome assembly
AUGUGGAAUCCCUUUGAUGUGGACAACGACGAUCGACUGGAAGAUAGUAAAUUCAUUGGCACCCGAUCACGCGAAUGGUCAGAGACCCCGCUCAGUCGUCCGUUAGAAAUGAAACCGAAAGCUAGUGAGGAGCCCGUCGAGGACAUUGGAGUGGCAGAAGUGUUUGAGGAUGUGGGCGAGGAGGCGAGGAACCAAGCGGAAGAGGCGGAAGGAGAUGGUGGAGAGGUUGAAGACACCAAAGAGGAAAUUGAAGAACAAGAAGAAACCGAAAAUAAAGAGGAAAGUGAAGCCAAUCGAGCGACGAGCGCGCGAGGUGAAGGAGUCAGUGUGUUUGGAGGUCGCGGAGGCCUUAACCCUCAGCCGGGGCAGGUCAUGCAAGGCACGAAGUGGCGAGGGAGGGAACUGCAAUCGAUUGUGAGAGUCUGUGUUCUCAUCAUGAAGAAGAAACUCAUAGUUUUCCACGGAUCGGUGUCCGAUUCCUCCGACUACACCAUUGACUACUAUUACCCCAAGGACUUCAAGAUGUACAGUGAGUCACCUGCAGUUUUCGAUUUGAAGUUGAUGUUCGUGCUGAACUUGGCCCUUGGCGAAAACGUUGGCAUUGAAGUGGUGCCAUCCCUCAAUACCGUCACGAAGUCGUCCACCACCGUCACGAAAUCAUCCAUCAUCGAAGUACUUACUUGUUUUUUGUGA